Molecule: messenger RNA, 2282 nt
Organism: Dromaius novaehollandiae (emu)
Lineage: Eukaryota; Metazoa; Chordata; Aves; Casuariiformes; Dromaiidae
Gene: REELD1
Product: reeler domain containing 1
Exons: 6
Coding region: 345-1925 (526 amino acids)
Cellular component (GO): membrane
Source: RefSeq, a predicted model, not a curated record
GUGAGCAUGUCAGUACAGAGCCUUCUCCUCCUGUUAAACACAACGAGAAUUUUUAGAGCAAGUGUGCCUCAGCUAUUCACUCAAUGAAUGACUUCACAAGAAAUGCAUUCUCUUGUGGGGUCUCUCCCUCCCAGCCUCAACAAUUUACUUCAAAAUGUGAAAUUUGUGGAUUGCCAGAGAGGCUCCACAUACCACAGAGAUCAUUUAUUCUCCUUCAUUCAAAGGCUGUGGGAAAGGCUGUUCUAGAGCUCAGUUAAUUCAAAGGUGACAGACACGCUUGUGGAGUGCAGCUGCCAGAAGUCACUGCUUUGAAGUUAACUCGCCUGUUGUUUUACUGAUGUAAGAUGGAGGAUGGAAGGAAAGUCCACGUAGUUAUCAUUGGAUGGGCAUGCACCACCCUGUGCUUGGUUUCAUAUACUGCUGCCUUCUCUCAUGGAGCGAGUCUUUCUGCCUGUGCUGACAUGAUGCCCAAGCACAUGAGAGCUCAGCUGCACAGUCCCAGGAACAACUACAUUACUAUCCAUACCAAUAUGUCCUUCUUCCCAGGUGACAAGGUACCAGUGACUGUGAGGAGCAGCCGGGAUUUUAUGGGCUUUUUGCUUCAAGCUCGCAAGGUGUCUAAUGAUGAAAUUGCUGGCACAUUUGUUUUUAUUCCUCCUGGUUCCAAACUGCUGACGUGUUUUGAAGAUGGUGAUACUGUCACCCACUCGGACAAAUCCCUGAAAAGAAACUUGUCCUUUGUGUGGAAAGCACCAGACCAACCCAUUGGAGACAUCAAGUUUUUCAUAUCUGUAGUCCAGUCAUACUUUGUUUACUGGGCAAAGAUUGAAUCUGCUAUUGUGGCUCAACAAGUGCAGAACAAAACAUCUGCUGAUAGCCAUGAGAAGGCCAAGCCUCUAACACCUGCACCCUUGCAAGAACUCACUGACCCACAAGUAACAGAUGCCACCUCUCCCACUGCAAUUACGAGCUUCCCUCAGUACACAAACACUCUGCCUGGCGGGCUGACUGGCAUCGCUGUGACAGAAGUACUGGAACCGGGUUUUGGUGUCCAGAUAGAUACACAGCCUGUUGCUGACCCAAAGCUGUUGUCUCAGACUUUGGUGGGUGCCACGGCCUUGGCUGCAUCCAGCAGAAGUGGAGGAAGUAGCAAUUUCAGUGGUCAAGGGCUGGAGCCAUCACUUGCUUUCCAAGGACUGGGCCUCACAAGCACUUUGCAAAGUUUCCUCUUCCAAGACUAUUCCACCAGCUACACCACCUAUGACGGAACACAAAGUAUUGCCAGCGCUACCAAAACACACUUGUGUUUGGCAUGUAAAGAAGGCGGGCAGGUGAGUACUGAGAACUGGGCUGUCUCUAAAACCUCCCUGUAUGCAACAGCUUCUCGUUCUGCCCCACAUAUAUACACUCACCUGCUUGAAACCGCUGCGACAACAGCCCAGCUUGGCAAUUCGGACACUGUCAGCAAUUUGUCAUCAGCUUCAAGGCAAAUGUCGGAAAGAAAGCCAGCACUGCAGUCAGAGGAGGCAGGCUCCAUGGGCGAAGAGGAGGAGGAGGUCAGAGAGGAGGUGGCUGGGAAUACACUGGCGUGGGUGACCAGACCAGUUCCUGAGUCCGCUGUUCCUGGGAAGGGGCAAGACUCUGGCAGAGGGACUCGACUCAUAGCAGCCCAACUUGGCAUCCUCCUUGUCGGCACAGCUGUCCUGGGCCUGGCUCUGGCAGCUGGGCUGCGCUGUAUCUAUGCCCAAUAUUGCCACAAGCGGACGGAAGUGUCCUUCAGCGAACCAGACAACGACGUCAUCACUGUGAGAGAAAACGGGGAGAUGAUGCACUUCCGGAAGAUCCGGGAGAAUAGCUUUGUGCUGGUUCAGGCCGAGUAUAACUGGAUUAGCCCAUCAGGUAGCGGGAAAAAGACCAUAAUCUAGACAUCCGCAACACUUAAAACAGUGCUGUGUAGUUGAGCCAGCUGCUUGUGUAGGUGAAUAUGACUAAUGCCUAACACAGAUUAUAGGAAGCAGUAGUGUAUCUCCUGUAUGUGCAGCCAUAUAGAUAAACAAAUUCUAGCCAGGAAAUGGUGGGGAGGUGCAUGUUUGUUUCGAUCAUGAUACAGAUGCAGUGAGUUCAGACAGAGGUGUUAGUCAAAAAAAUCUAAAUUACAGCUGCUAAGAAAAUGUAAGCAGAUAGAUUGUUCUGUGUGUUACACUUAUCACAGUUAAUGUUGUACACCUGCUCAUUAACUGUGUCUUUGCAGCCAUUACACUUUCUCUGUUGCCUUAAGGGUG